GGCUGGCGGCCACGGAGCGCGCGCGCGGUGCGGUCGGCGGGAGCCGGGGUGAGCGCAGCCGCCGGCGAGCGGAGGUGACAGCGGCCGAGAGCCCGGAGCCCACGCGGCGGAGCGCGGCCGAGGCCAGAGCCCCGACUUCCCAGUCCUCCGACCACCACCACCCCGGCGUGCGUGCCCUCGCCCCGGGAGCCCGCGGCGCCGCGCGGCGGGCGCUCAGCUUUCUGCGCUCCGGGCCGACCAGACGUGGCGCGGUCUCAGCCACCUACCCUGAGAGAGCCCCCUGCAAGGAUGGGCGUGGCCAGGAGGCAGGACUUCUUCAGGGCCAUUCUCACGGUCAGCUGGCUCCUCGUGGUCCACCUUCCCAGGUUCACAUCCACAGUGGUAGCCCAGUGCCCCGACCAGAACCCGGAGCUGCAGCCCUGGAACCCGGGCCAUGACGAAGACCACGAGGUGCACAUCGGCCAGGGCAGGAUGCUGCUGCUCACCUCCUCGGCCACCGUCCACUCCAUCCGCAUCUCAGAGGGAGGCAAGCUGGUCAUCAAGGACCACGAGGAGCCCAUUGUGCUGCGGACCAGGCACAUCCUGAUUGACAGCGGCGGGGAGCUGCAUGCUGGGAGCGCCCUCUGCCCAUUCCAGGGCAACUUUAGCAUCGUCUUGUAUGGAAGGGCUGAUGACGAUGUGGAGCCAGAUCCUUACUUUGGCCUGAAGUACAUCGGCGUGGACAGAGGAGGCACCCUGGAGUUGCACGGGCAGAAAAAGCUCUCCUGGACGUUUCUGAACAAGACCCUCCACCCCGGGGGCAUGCAGGAGGGAGGCUAUUUUUUUGAAAGGAGCUGGGGCCACCGUGGGGUCAUCGUGCAUGUCAUCGACCCCAAAUCAGCCACCGUUGUUCACUCCGACCGGUUCGACACCUACAGAUCCAAGAAAGAGAGCGAGCGCCUGGUUCAGUACUUGAACGCGGUGCCCGACGGCAGGAUCCUCUCGGUGGCGGUGAAUGACGAGGGUUCCCGAAACCUGGACGACACGGCCCGGAAGGCGAUGACCAAACUGGGGAGCAAGCACUUCCUGCACCUGGGUUUCAGACACCCUUGGAGCUUUCUCACCGUGAAAGGAAAUCCCACUUCUUCCGUGGAAGACCAUAUUGAAUAUCAUGGGCACCGAGGAUCCGCAGCUGCCCGGGUGUCCAAACUGUUCAAGACGGAGCAUGGCGAGUAUUUCAACGUGUCUUCGUCCAGCGAGUGGGUUCAAGAUGCGGAGUGGACGGAAUGGUUCGACCACGAUAAAGUGUCCCAGACUAAAGGCGGGGAGAAGAUUUCCGACCUCCGGGCGGCUCACCCAGGAAAGAUCUGCAACCGCCCCAUCGAUAUCCAGGCCAUGACGAUGGAUGGGGUGAGCCUCAGCCCCGAGGUGGUGUACAAGAAAGGCCAGGAUUAUAGGUUCGCUUGCUACGACCGGGGCCGGGCCUGCCAGGGCUACCGUGUGCGGUUCCUGUGCGGGAAGCCUGUGAGGCCCAAGCUGACCGUCAUCAUCGACACCAACGUGAACAGCACCAUCCUGAACUUGGCGGACAGCGCAGAGUCGUGGAAGCCCGGGGACACCCUGGUGGUCGCCAGCACCGAUUACUCCAUGUACCAGGCCGAAGAGUUCCAGGUGCUACCGUGCAGAACGUGCACCUCCACCCAGGUCAAAGUGGCAGGGAAGCCCAAGUACCUGCACACCGGGGAGGAGGUAGACGGCGUGGACAUGCGUGCCGAGGUCGGGCUCCUGAGCCGGAACAUCGUGGUGCGGGGAGAGAUGGAGGACGAGUGCUACCCCUACAGCAAGUACAUCUGCCACUUCUUUGACUUCGACACCUUUGGGGGCCACAUCAAGUUUGCUCUGGGGUUUAAGGCGGCUCACCUGGAAGGCGUGGAGUUAAAACACAUGGGGCAGCAGCUGAUAGGUCAGUACCCAAUCCACUUCCACCUGGCCGGGGAUGUGGACGAAAAGGGAGGCUAUGACCCGCCCACCUACAUCAGGGACCUGUCCAUCCACCACACCUUCUCUCGCUGCGUCACCGUCCACGGCUCCAAUGGCCUGCUGGUCAAGGACGUGGUGGGCUAUAACUCCUUGGGCCACUGCUUCUUCACGGAAGACGGGCCCGAGGAACGCAACACCUUCGACCACUGCCUGGGCCUCCUGGUGAAGGCGGGGACCCUCCUCCCCUCGGAUCGUGACAGCAAGAUGUGCAAGAUGAUCACGGAGGACUCCUACCCCGGCUACGUGCCCAAGCCCAGGCAGGACUGCAACGCCGUGUCCACCUUCUGGAUGGCCAACCCCAACAAUAACCUCAUCAACUGUGCCGCCGCGGGAUCGGAGGAAACGGGAUUUUGGUUCAUUUUCCACCACGUCCCGACGGGUCCCUCGGUGGGCAUGUACUCCCCGGGUUAUUCCGAGCACAUUCCGCUGGGAAAAUUCUACAACAACCGGGCACAUUCCAACUACCGGGCUGGCAUGAUUAUAGACAACGGGGUCAAAACCACAGAGGCCUCAGCCAAGGACAAGCGGCCCUUCCUCUCCAUCAUCUCCGCCAGAUACAGCCCUCACCAGGACGCCGAUCCGCUGAAACCCCGGGAGCCGGCCAUCAUCAGACACUUCACGGCCUACAAGAACCAGGACCACGGGGCCUGGCUGCGCGGCGGGGAUGUGUGGCUGGACAGCUGCCGGUUCGCCGACAAUGGCAUCGGCCUGACGCUGGCCAGUGGUGGCACCUUCCCGUACGACGAUGGCUCCAAGCAGGAGAUCAAGAACAGCUUGUUCGUGGGCGAGAGUGGCAACGUGGGCACGGAAAUGAUGGACAAUCGGAUCUGGGGCCCGGGCGGCCUGGACCACAGCGGAAGGACCCUCCCCAUAGGCCAGAAUUUUCCGAUCAGAGGGAUCCAGUUCUACGACGGCCCCGUCAACAUCUUCAACUGCACUUUCCGAAAGUUUGCGGCCCUGGAGGGCCGGCACACCAGCGCCCUGGCCUUCCGCCUCAACAACGCCUGGCAGAGCUGUCCCCACAACAACGUGACCGGCAUCACCUUUGAGGAUGUCCCGAUUACUUCCAGAGUGUUCUUCGGAGAGCCGGGGCCCUGGUUCAACCAGCUGGACAUGGAUGGGGAUAAGACGUCCGUGUUCCACGACGUGGACGGCUCGGUGUCCGAGUACCCUGGCUCCUACCUCACCAAGGACGACAACUGGCUGGUCCGGCACCCCGACUGCAUCAAUGUGCCCGACUGGAGAGGCGCCAUCUGCAGUGGGCGCUAUGCACAGAUGUACAUCCAGGCCUACAAGACCAGUAACCUACGAAUGAAGAUCAUCAAGAAUGACUUCCCCAGCCACCCUCUGUACCUGGAGGGGGCCCUGACCAGGAGCACCCACUACCAGCAGUACCAGCCGGUCAUCACGCUGUACAAGGGCUAUACCAUCCACUGGGACCAGACGGCCCCCGCCGAGCUCACCAUCUGGCUCAUCAACUUCAACAAGGGCGACUGGAUCCGGGUGGGGUUCUGCUACCCACGGGGCACCACCUUCUCCAUCCUCUCUGACGUUCACAAUCGCCUACUGAAGCAAACAACCAAGACGGGCACCUUGGCCAGGACCUUGCAGAUGGACAAGGUGGAGCGGAGCUAUCCCGGCCGGGGCUACUACUACUGGGACGAGGACUCCGGGCUGCUCUUCCUGAAGCUGAGAGCUCAGAACGAGAGAGAGAAGUUUGCCUUCUGCUCCAUGAAAGGCUGUGAGAGGCUCAGGAUCAAAGCUCUGAUCCCCAGGAACGCGGGCGUCAGCGACUGCACGGCCAGCGCCUACCCCAGGUUCGCCGAGAGGGCUGUGGUGGACGUGCCCAUGCCCAAGAAGCUCUUCGGUACCCAGCUGAGGUCGAAGGACCACUUCCUGGAGGUGAAGAUAGAAAGUUCCAGACAGCACUUCUUCCACCUUCGCACCGACUUCGCGUAUAUCGAGGUGGAUGGGAGGAAGUUCCCCAGCUCCGAAGACGGCAUCCAGGUAGUGGUGAUCGACGGUGGCCUCGGGCACGUGGUGAGCCACACGAGUUUCCACAACUCCAUUCUGCAGGGCAUUCCGUGGCAGCUCUUCAGUUACGUGGCCACCAUCCCUGACAAUUCCAUAGUGCUCGUGACAUCGAAGGGGAAAUACAGCUCCCGGGGCCCGUGGACCAGAGCGCUGGAGAAGCUGGGGGCAGACAAGGGCCUCAAGCUGAAAGAAAAAAUGGCGUUCGUCGGCUUCAAAGGCAGCUUCCGGCCCAUCUGGGUGACUCUGGACACCGAGGACCACAAGGCCAAAAUCUUCCAAGUGGUGCCCAUCCCCGUGGUGCGGAAGAAGAAGCUGUGAGCACAGCGGCCACCCUGGCGCCGCCCCGCGGUGGAUUGUGUGCCGGAUGGGCGGCCAGGGCCAGAUGGCGGUGGGCUCCCCUGUCCAGUGGCUACUGGGGGAGGCCGUGCGCCAGCCCUGGUGGGCCAAGGGAAGGAAUCAGAGACCACCACCACCCCCGGUGCUGCCACCUGCCCCACGAGUCUCUACCUGCAGCCCCGGGGCAGCGCUGGCCUCUCCUGAACCCCUUCUCUUUCCUGCAGUCUCUUGGGUGCUUCUCACCAACCUGUGCCUCUUCACUGGGGGAGCAGGGCCCCUAUAAGGAGGCCUGGCCCGGCUAGGAGGGGGCCUGGGGGGUGGGCUGGGCCACAUACAGGUCCCCGAGGUCUCCAGUGGACACCUUAGGGUGGGAGAUGUAAGAAAGAGAGCCUGGCCCUAAGGAAAUUUUAGUUCCUGUGAGCCGAAGCCACCUUCGUGGAUUCCAGAACUCUGUGGCUUCCCUCACUGUCCACGGAGCCCAGCAGCAGAGGCCACGCUUUGUGGCUGGCGUCCACGAUGCUGGGUGUCCCCGGGGGUGAGGGCCGAUGCCCCACGCGGGGGGCUUGCAGUCGGCAGGGUGGGCGGGGGGCCCACGUGCACACUGAUACUGGACGGAGAAAUCAGAGAGGUGAAGGGAGGGAAAGACCACUCGCGCUCAGGUGGGUCAGGAAGGCUUCUCGCAGGAGGAGGCCAGGGUCACUGCAGGCACGAAGGGCAGAGGGCAUUUUGAGCGGCAAGGUGGCCCAAGCGUGGUUUGGAGGCUGGGCCCUUCCUAUCAGCACCUGCCGAGGCCAGCGCCCGCGGGGUCACCCUCGGCCCUUGGUCCCCAACUGGCCCCGGCCUCCGACUCUCAGAUACGGUGGAGUCCUGCCAGGACCCCGUUUGCUCUCCGUCCUGGGACCUGGGUGGGUGGAGACAGGACCCAGGAGCCACACACGAUCCUGGCAGGUGUUGGCUGGGGUGGGAGGCUCUUAGGAAAGGUUCGGUCCGAAGCCUGCCUUUGACAGCUGGCGAGGAAAUGAGUAAGACCUUGACAUGGGAAAGCACCACCAGCCAGGGCACAGCCCCAGGAGCCCCGCUGCAGCCUGGGCCGCCCCACUGCACCAGGGGCCCAGCCCUCCUGCAGCGGCUUCCGGGAAGGGCAGUGACAAGUACCCGGCACAGGUGGACAGCUGGCCUGGGACGGGCUCCCUCCUGCUCCUCU
Molecule: messenger RNA, 5593 nt
Organism: Oryctolagus cuniculus (rabbit)
Lineage: Eukaryota; Metazoa; Chordata; Mammalia; Lagomorpha; Leporidae
Gene: CEMIP
Product: cell migration inducing hyaluronidase 1
Source: RefSeq, a predicted model, not a curated record